Messenger RNA from Drosophila innubila, 1038 nucleotides. Its product is annotated as chondroitin proteoglycan-2. The transcript has 2 exons. Bases 49 to 993 code for a protein of 314 amino acids. Gene Ontology annotation, molecular function: chitin binding. NCBI's taxonomy places the organism in Eukaryota, Metazoa, Arthropoda, Insecta, Diptera, Drosophilidae. The record is from RefSeq and is a predicted model, not a curated record. Gene Ontology annotation, cellular component: extracellular region.
UAUAAAAUACAAGUGUAGAUACCACAGAGAUCCAGUUUAUACAGCAACAUGAUCGGAACAAGAAGCAUGAGGUCUCUUCUCACUCUUUGGAUAAUUCUGAUCCAAAAUACAGAAUCUUUUGCGCAGUUUAAGACGGGUUUUAUGUUUCCAACAUCCAUCUGCGAGGGAAAGGAUGGCGGACUGUUUCCGAUGUUUGGAUCAUGCCAAGGAUAUUACAUUUGUAAUAAUGGAAUAGCUAUUGUUGGAACCUGCGAUGAAAAAAACCGAUUUAACCCAACUACUUUACAAUGCGAUGAUGCCCGUAAGGUACACUGUCCCUAUGAAAUGCUAGACGAUGGCGAUCAGGAUGACAUAGAUGACAUGGAUGAUAUGGAUGACAUUGAAAGUGAUUUGUCGGAAUUAGAAAGUGAUGAAAUGGAGGAACCUUCAACAACGAGACGACCACCACCCACAAAACAAAAGCCGAUAGUUUCGAUAGUAAAGCCAAAUAAGGAAUUACAGAAUACGAGCUCGAUUGAAAGAUUAUGUUUAGGAAAAAAAAAUGGCGUAACUCUGGUGAAAGAGGGCUCCUGUACUGAGUACUAUGUGUGUAAAUCAAAACAUCCUCAGCUGCGUCACUGUCCGAGUCAACAACACUUUAGCCCCCACCGUCAUAUCUGCAUGAAGGUAGCCGAUGCCAAGUGUACUUUUAAUCAGGAAAGUAAUCAGGAGAUUGUAUAUCAAGAUACUCCGGCGGUAACCGCUGGUCUUUGCUCUGAGAUGAAGCAAGAUGCUUUGGUUCCACAUCGCGAGGAUUGUGGUAAAUUUUUACUUUGCAGUAACAUGAUGUUCCUGGUCAUGGAUUGUCCCGCAGGAUUGCAUUUUAAUGCCGAGGCAAAGCGUUGUGACUAUCCAAAGAUCGCUCAGUGUGAGCUGCAAAAGGAGGAAAAACAAACUAAGAAAAGUAAUAAGAAAAGUUUAAGUAAAAGAAAGCCGAAGAAAAAUACAUUGUAAUUUUGUAAUUAUGUUCACAAUAUAAACUUAAGCGCAUUCGAUGAA